UGCUCUGUGGAGAUAAAGCAAACUCAAAGCACCUCCUGAGCUGAGAUGUCUGAGGUCAUUUGCAGCACUUAUAGAUGAUACUGUUCUUGCAAAAAGACAGAAACAAAGAGUGAGAACCUUUUAGAUGCAUGUGUUCCACGAGACUGCACGCCUCCAUUUCAGCGUGUUCAUAGAUGGUUUUUCUGUCAUCUGGUCUUAAUAAUAUAAUAAAGUGUGUUUCUUCAAGUGCGUGUCUGUGUGUCUACGGGCAACUUAUUUGUAGUAUUAAUUUGAUAAUAAUAAUAAUUGAAUACAUUAAUGGGAAAAUAAGCCAAAUGUUGUCUUGACAUCGUCAAAGGCAUCAGUUAUUGGCGAUCACUCACCAUCGUCGAUCCCCGAGAUCAUCGUCUGUCGGCACAACCCUAAUGUGCAUUUCUCCCUAUAAAUUAACAAAAUGUUCAGAUAGUCUCCUUGCUGGUUUUUCCGACACAUUCAGAAUCAUUACCGCUUUUGCCGGUGUUACUGCAGCUCGCUGCGUGCAUGCGUGCACUUGUAAAAUUUAUAUUUUAAAGGCUCAUUAUUACAGUUUAGUAUUUCUCUGUAAUGUAGAACAGUGUUAGCAAUGUUACUUAUUUUCUUUCUCAGCCCUGGAACUCAAACCAUUUUCUGAUGCCCCCCCCAGUAUAUUCAAGUAAUUCAAUUAAUAUCGUAAACGUGCGACUAGUCAACUAAUGGCUUAAAUUAACUCCUACUAGUCGACUAGGAAAAUCUUUGUUUCGGGGGCAGCCCUGAUUGUAUGUGUUCUUUGGACAUGGUUCCUAGAAAGGUCACUUUUUAUCAACUUUACAUCAUAAUGUGGCCUCUUUAUUUCACCACAAUUUGUUUUAUUUUAGUAAUCGGUAUUUAAAAAUAGAAAGCAGAUUGUUUUUGUUUUUUUCAAGUUGGGACAGUAUUUACCAUUACAUCAUUUAACAAUAUGGUUAUGAACAGUUAAACGAUCAUAACAAAUAGCCAACCAAGGACAAGUGUUCCAAAAUUCCAUUACAUACCUUGAAAAAAAUGACGUAGUUUUUCUAAGUUUUCUAAAUUUUAAAUGGUAUAAACGUACGUAAAAUUUACAUCAUGACAUAAUAUUGAUUAAAGCGAGUGAGUAAAUUUAACUUAAACACUUCAGUUAAUGUAGUUACUUUUACUUACAAAUCUGAUGUGCAUGGCAUUCCACAGAAAGGCUUGAUGCAUACUAUGUAGUCUAUUAGACAACAUCACCUUAAAUUACUAGCAAUAGAAACAAGAUACAGAGCUACGCACACAGACCUCAACACUCGGUGCACAAAACACAAUGACAACAUGAACGGGUAAUUUUUGAGUAGAAAAUUAACUUUUGACUUCACAAAACAAGAAGUUACCAAACAAAUUCAACAAUAAAAAUGGUAUAAAUAAACUGGAAAACAGUGAAACCAUGCAAGCUCAUUCAUUAUUCAAGCCGGUGCAUGCUGGGAACACCAGCUUCGAAAAGUUACGUAAAAUGUACUUAUUCUAUUCGCCUGUGAAAUGUACUUAAAUUAGCAAAUAAAUUUGAUAGUGUUUUCUACUUUAGGAUUGAUACAUGAUGGUGCAUUGUUAAGAUAACAAACAAUCAUAAACAGUAUUUACUUUGAAGUUUGGCAAGGAUCAGAAAUAGCAGCAUGUUGAAGCUUUAGUCAGGUGCCUGGCUGCACGUAUAGGACUCAGGAUAGAUCUGUUGCUGUUCAAGGAGGGCUGGACUGAAUUGUGUGUGUAUAUUAACUGAUUAGUGAGCACUGGGAAUCCCAUUAGAGCCAAGCUACAGUUGCUAAUGCUGAUUUAGUCCCUUUAGAGCCCACCACCGACCACAGCAGUGCAAAUUCUCAUCCUCUCUCAAUGUUACCUGCCAACAUCGGAUUGUGAAAAAUAUGCGAGGAACGGCAGCCAGUGGAGUUUUUGGUGCCCCCCUAGGGUAAGACGGUGCCCCUGUAGGGAGUAGGUGCACCACGCAGACUUCGUAGUAUACGUACAGUUUGCGACAAUACCGGUCAGUAAUACUACACUGAAGUUGAAUAGUACCAAGAAAUUAUAAUUCAGAUGGUCCCUUGCCACAUCCUUCACAGUUUUAGCAAUAAAUGCUUUUUUUAAUUAAUUAAUUCAAUUUUUAGAAUGCCCAAUUCCAACUACUUAGUAGGUCCUCGUGGUGGCGCGGUUACUCACCUCAAUCCGGGUGGCGGAGGACAAGUCUCAGUUGCCUCCACUUCUGAGUCUGUCAGUCCGUGCUUCUUAUCACGUGGCUCGUGGUGCAUGACACCGCGGAGACUCACAGCAUGUGGAGGCUCAUGCUACUCUCCACGAUCCAUGCACAACUUACCACGUGCCACAUUGAGAGCGAGAACCACUUAAUUGCGACCACAAGGAGGUUACCCCAUGUGACUCUACCCUCCCUAGCAACUGGGCCAAUUUGGUUGCUUAGGAGACCUGGCUGGAGUCACUCAGCACACCCUGGAUUCAAACUCGCGACUCCAGGGGUGGUAGUCAGUGUCAAUUCUCACUGAGCUACCCAGGCCCCUUGCAAUAAAUGCUUUUUGAGUUAUUAAUAAUAAAAAGUGCAUAUCCUUCCUUAAAUGCUGAGAACUUUUCUGAAUCAUGACUUAUAAAAAAAUAUUUUCUUUGAUUAUUUAUCUUCUUAAGUUUUUUUUUUAUUUACUUUAUUUUAUUUAUUUAUUUUUAUUUGUCCUUCACCUUUACUUCUUGUCUUUAUGACUCAGUGAUUAUAUUUAUAAAUUGCUGGAUCUUAUUGAACAUUUACACUACCGUUCAAAAGUUUAGGGUCACUUACUCAUUCUUUAUUUUUUUAUAUUUUUUUUUCACAUUUUAGAAUAAUAGUAAAGUCAUCAAAACUAUGGAAUAACAUGAAUGGAACUAUGGGAAUUAUGUUGUGACUAAAAAAAUCCAAAAUAAAUCAAAACUGUGUUAUAUUUUAGAAUCCUCCACAGUAUUAGCACAUUUCAGCACAAUGUGCAGACUUUUCAGAUGACCCCUUACCCACCGUAUAAAAAUGCCCAACUUAUAUCAAUGUUAAAUUAACGAUCUGGAACGAUUUCGCCGUGACACCAUCUGACCAGCUUACGGGACAAAUCGUGUCCCAUAUUGAUUGAUACGGGAUGCAUCAUUUCAUAUUUAAAUAAGGGAUGAUCCCGUAUGAAUGAAGUGUGGAUGCAGAAAAUCGUGAGUUUAUCAGGAGAAAUUGUAAAUCAGGAGUACAGCAGGAAGAGGAUGGAAAGAAAACCCGGUAAAAUCGGGAGUGUUGGCAGGUAUGCUCUCAAUAAUGAAGCUGCUUGGCCGUGUAGCAUCAAAUAUACUCCUCACUUUUCAUAACUAUUUCACUAUCACUUCCAUGGAUUUAUUUUCAAAGAUUUAAACCAUGGCUUUGUAACUGUAAUAACAAUGACAGUUCUCUUACCCAUAGUGUCCAUAUGUUCAACAUUUUAAAUAGGUCUUAAACAAAACACUAUUUAUCCGUCUGACGGCUGCGAAACAUACAGCAUGUCUUAAUUUCCUCUUCUGGGGCUUCAUUAAGGCCUCGAUAUACUUCCUACGAAAUCGAAGAACAAACGGGUGUAACGUAAUUUAGAACAAAAUCUAGCUAAAAAGAAGGUGUUUUUGCGUUAGUUUUGGUGGUUCGUAACAGCUCGCUGGGGCGAACUUUUAGGAAAAAUUCUUAUUGGCUGCUAAACACCUUACUGCCAUUGGUCCACGUUAUCGGUAGGUGUGACCUUGAGCUCCGCCUACCUUGAGGCCGAUGGCUAAUUUUGUUUACGUUAUUUAGUGAGUCAAAAUCAGUCAACAUGAACACAUUGAUGUGCAGAGUUAUUAGCGAGCUGGUGCAGAUGAAUCUGUACGAUCGUUCGCUUAGAGACAUUUUCCAAGAUCAAGUCAUGUGAUUUUAUUUUUUUAUUUUUUAGUCUACUAAAGGAAUUAAAUCUUCUCAAAUACUAUCAAAUGCUCAUUCACUCAUGUGCCAUCUGCAGCAAAAGCCAUUCACAAAUCUGUCUAAAGUAAGAUAUGCCUCUAUCAUCGUUUUAUCAGAAUGUAACCGGUGCAUAUUACGGCCUCGUGUAGCAUGUGAGCGCAAUAGCGUCAUGAAUUCAUAAUGUAAACAAGGCAAAUGAAACAGUUUAUACUGCAGAUAUAUUACUUUAAUCGCUGAGUGGUUAAAACAGCUUCUUUUACUGACCUCAUGUGAAUUCUACUCAGAAUGAGGCAUGAAGUCAUUGAUAACACAUUGGUUAAGGUUUUACAUGUAGCGUCCUUAUAUUUAAAUGUACUUCUAAAUGCCUCCCACAGCGGUGUGGCGGGUGACUGAAUGUUCGGAAACAGUAUACAGUUGCUUGGCUGUUUAGAACUUCUUUUUAGCCCUGAACGAAGAAGAACUUCUACGGAAGUAUAUCGAGACCACUCAUGUUGCUUGCGUGGUUUGUUAUGGACUGCAACCUCAAAUCAGACAAAUCUGGAUGCAUAAUCCUUGUGGACAAGUAAAUGUGCAAAAAAUAAAUAAAUCCCAUAGUCUUACAUUCAAGUAUAGGGACUCAAUCCAUAGUGUCCAGAAUAUCAUAAAUACUUGGGGUUGGGCUAUUUUAAGUCAGUAAGCAACCACCCCGAACAUCCUAGCCUAGCAAAUGCAUAGCAAUUUGCAAUAAGCUAAAAACACUCAGAAAACUUCUGCAACCACUAACAACACCAUAGCAUUCUGGUGGCAGUUUUUGCACACUUAAAUAAUGAAAGGUUCAGGAUUAUUGCUACAGCCAGCCUCUUCAUUUAUGCAUGAAUUGUAAUUAUAUAUUUUUUUUUCACAUUUCUUUAGGAAUCAACAAGAAAACCAAAGAGCAUGUACCUUUGCUGUACCAUGUUUUUUGGACACAUACCAUGUAAAUACAUGAACGUGGUAUAUACUGAAUGUACUAUUUAUAUUUCGGAAUAUGCUGAACUGGUAGAUUAUGCACUGUAAAAAUUUGUAAAUGCCAUGGUAUUAUCAUACGAAAUCAUCACUGUACAAUUUAUUGUAAUGAUUACGCUAGUUGGCUUUGGAUUUUAGUUUGCAUUGAUUGGUAUUGGCUGAUUUUGUAUUAGGGUAUCUAAGGACUUUUCUCUCAUCAGGUCACUGUCUAAGGUCUUGCGCAUUGUGCACAAUUAGUAAAUUCAGUCUCAAGCACUUUAUCCAGCUUAUAGUCAACAUUACCUCAUCCUACUGACCUGCCCAGCUCAGUUCAGUCAAUCCCUUACUUUUUUUUGGGGGGGGGGGCUCCUUUGCCCAGCUUCUAUUUAAUUUUUUCUAAAUAUAAAUUUAAUGCCAGUGAUCAUUACUUUUUAUAGUUUUCAUAUAUACAUUUUUAUGGGAGAUUGCAAGAAGUAAAUGUCUCCUGACAGAAAUCUCUCAGGAGAGUUGUUCAGGUAAUACGGAAGUACUGUAUAUCGAGGCCACUCAUGUUGCUUGCGUGGUCUCACACCGUUUGUUACGGACAUGAAUGCAACCUCAAAUCAGACAAAUCUAGAUGCACAUUCCUUCAUGUGUACAAUAAAAUGUGCAAAAAGAAAAACCCAUAAAUGUCUCCUGACAGAAAUCUCUCAGGAGAGUUGUUCAGGUAAUACGGGGCCAUGGAGAGCUCAAAUCAUCUAUAGUCUGCAUCAUGUGACAUCAGUGAUGGAUACUUUGAGUAGCCAGGGCAUCAGUGCUGAGUAAGUAAUCCUAUUUGGGCAACUUGAGCUUCCAUCUCCCUGCCGAGCAAUCUGUUGAUCGCUUCUCGGCUCAGUGAAUCAGAAAAACACAUUCUUCUCACUCAUGAAAUGAAUGUACUUUUACCAAGGUGGAAUCUAGAUUGCUGAUAUAUUUGUUUUCCUCUUUUUUCUUGCAAUUUGAGAAGAGUGCUGUGAUCACAUUAUGUAGGAUGCAGAGAAUCAAGAGAAAGACUCCUUGAUGGAACUGAACUGGAUUUCUCUAAGAGCAGCAGAAUGUGCACAAACGUGCUGGGAAUUUUGUUAUCUUACAGAUGGAAAACAUUUCUACAUAUAAAUGAUGUGAUCCAAAGUGCAUUUGAACAGCGGUGAAACACUUUCUAAUGAUGUGUUACAUUCAUACGAGCAGACAGAGAAGUACAUUUGAAAUGGAGAUGACCCUUAUGGCCCAUCUAAACUCCUCACCAGAAGGGAGAUUCACUGAGUCCCUAUUUCAUAGAUGAUAGUGACAAGACAAGUCUCUGGCUAGCAUGGUAACGUUCAGUGAUGUGACUGACAUCCACAAGAUGCAGCCUCCAACCUGCAUUCCUACUCCAAUGUCACCAGGCUUGCGGCGCAAGCAGCUGCUGUGGCAGAACGCUGUCAAACACAUCAUCAGCCAGCGAGAGCUGAGGGAGCAAGUCGGCGUGGAGCCAGCCCGGAAGAUUUAUGUCACUGAUGACUAUAUCGAGGAAAUCAACCAACAGAUACGCAGCAAAGCAUCACGAGGCAUGACCAAACGCCGUUCCUCAGCAGCGAGAGUUCAUCCAUCCUUUUUUGGAGAACGUAGCAGCUCCUCGACUUUGCAGAACGGAACAGCUACACACUAUAUUAGUGAUGCCGACUUUUUUGCUCACUGGGGCCACACCAUCCAUGGGGUGUAUGUGCCAACAUUGAGACACACCUUUAAAUCGCGAGACCUUGAGAAACUCUACCAGCGCCAUUCCUCACACACUAGAAGAACCUCUUUAGUUGUCACUAACAUCAUAGAUGCAGCUUCCAAACUGCACCUACUUUUGCUCUACCUGGCCUUGGCUCCAGAGGGUUCAGACACACUGUUGGGCUGGUUCACAGGGUUCUUCAUGGCCUGUGCAGUUGCCCUGUGUGUUUUGGUACUCACCUGUAAACGCUCACAUUCACCAAAAUGGUUGCGUUAUGCUGGCAUGGCUAGCUGGCUGUCACAGACUGCUCAGGUAUUGGGUGGACUGGCAUACGGGUUGGAGAGAGACCAAUCCUGGUAUGUUCUGUUUACUUUAUUUGCCACAUACACUCUGCUGCCACUGCCACUGCUCUGGGCCAUUGGAGCUGGCACACUAACCUCCACACUGCACCUAAUUGCAGAGACUAUACGCCACUUCAGUGAAGUGGGACUACUGAGAAAGAUUCUUUCCAAGGCUUUAUUGUACAUAAGCAUGAAUGUGGCGGGUCUGUUUGUCCAUUACCUGACCGACCGAUCCCAGAGACAAGCCUUUCUGGAGACACGCCGCUGCAUUGAAGGCCGCAUGAAACUGGAAACAGAAAACCAGAGACAGGAGCGUUUGGUACUGUCUAUCCUUCCUCGCUUUGUUGCCUUGGAGAUGAUUGCUGAUAUGACUUCUAUGGAUGAUGAGCUUGUUCCACAGCAAUUUCACAAAAUAUACAUCCAUCAGUACAAAGAUGUCAGUAUCCUCUUUGCUGACAUAAAGGGCUUCACACUGUUAUCCAUGAACAUGUCCGCUCAGGAGUUAGUGCGCUUGCUUAAUGAGUUUUUUGGACGUUUUGACCGGCUAGCUGAGGAGCAUCACUGCAUGAGAAUAAAGAUCUUAGGGGACUGUUACUACUGUGUGUCUGGAGUACCAGAGCCCCAGAGGGCACAUGCCCGCUACUGUGUGGAAAUGGGACUAGCCAUGAUCAGCACCAUACGAUCUGUAAGAAAGCAACUACACUUAGAUAUGGACAUGCGGAUUGGGAUCCACUCUGGCACUGUUUUGUGUGGUGUUCUGGGCCUACAGAAAUGGCAGUUUGACGUUUGGUCCUGGGAUGUCGGCAUUGCCAACAUGCUUGAAGCAGGGGGUAUUCCUGGACGCAUCCAUAUUUCACGCGCUACCCUAGACUUCCUAGAGGGGAACUACGAGACAGAAGAUGGGCGUGGAUAUGAACGCAAUGAGUUUCUACGAAAACACAACAUUGACACUUUCCUUAUCUGCCACAAGGAAGAGGACCUAGAUGAUGUGGAAACUGAACCUCAGAAAACCCAGCAAAACAGCCACCCUUGGAACACUGAGUUUCCAUUUGGCAACAUCACUGAUAUUAACUGUAUCUUGGCCUCCUUCACCAAUGGCUCUUACGCACAGCUUCCUAAUUCAUUAGCACACAGAUCCAAGGAGAUAAAUAAACGCAUCGACCAUGCCAUUGAUCUACGCAGCAGCGAGCGAAUGCGUCAGGAACACAUCACUCCAGCUACACUGGUCUUUAAGGACAUGAACAUUGAAGAGAAGUUCUCACAGAUGAGGGAUGAGAUGUUUAAGACCAAUUUGGUCUGCUCCUUCAUCAUGCUCCUCCUGCUUAUGGCAGUCCAGUCCCUCAUCCCUGCACCUAGGUUAUAUUAUUGGACAGCAGUCCAGUUCAGUCUAUUCUUGCUGGGCUAUCUGUUACUUCUGGUGAUGGUCCUGGCUGAGGAGUUCAAAUGUUCUCCCAUUGUUCUUCAGCAGUUCUGCUGCUGGAUUCAUGAGAACAAUACUAUGCGCAACUUGCUCACCAUCACAGCCAUAGCCAUCAACUUUGGAAUGGCCCCCUGUGACAUGAUAUGGUGUAACACUGAGACAGGAGAAACAAGCACCAAUGAGACAGAGGAAGGGACCAGCCAGAAGCUACUGACUGUCUGUUCCUAUCCAGAGUUCUUCGUACUAAAUGGGGUGGUUUCGAUGGUGACCUGUGCUGUGUUCUUGAGGCUGAGCUCACUGUUGAAGUUGACUAUUCUGUUGCUGGUGGUGAUGAUCUAUGCAUACUUUAUCGAAGUGUCCUUCCACAUUCUGUACAUAAACCAGUCAGGGCAGGAACAGUUAAGUAGGGCUCACUACCUCAGAAGGAAGGGAGUCUCAAUUUUGUUGAUGGCAAUGUUUGUCAUAGCUGUGUUCUACAAUGGUCGAAGGUGGGAAGCAACAACCAGGCUGGACUUCCUGUGGCGUCUGCAGGCUCAGCAGGAAGUUCAAGAGAUGAGAGAAUUGAGGGAACAUAAUGAGUGUCUGCUGCAUAACAUCUUGCCUGCACAUGUCGCUCGUCACUUCCUAGAGAGGAACAGAAAUAAUGAGGAGCUGUAUUCGCAGUCCUAUGAUGAGGUGGGGGUGAUGUUUGCCUCCAUCGCUGGCUUUAAUGACUACUAUGAACAGAAAGAGAUCAAACAUGAGGGGGUUGAGUGUCUCAAACUGCUCAACGAGAUCAUUUCAGACUUUGAUGAGCUGUUGGAGGAGUCAUAUUUUUUGGACAUUGAGAAAAUCAAAACCAUUGGCAGUUGCUACAUGGCAGCGUCUGGCCUAUCUCCUGAUAAACAGUCUCGUGUUGUAAAUGACUGGCAUCAUCUCAGUGAGCUGGUUCUGUUUGCUCUGGCUAUGCAGGAGACCCUGAGAGAGAUCAACAAACAUUCCUCUAACAAUUUCCAGCUCCGUGUUGGAAUUGCCCACGGUCCUGUUGUUGCCGGGGUUAUAGGUGCAACCAAACCCCAAUAUGAUAUCUGGGGCAUGACAGUGAACUUGGCAAGUCGGAUGGACAGCACUGGGGUCAGUGGAAGGAUUCAGGUUCCUGAGGCCACGCGCAAUAUUCUGGCAGAUUGGGGCUUUGUGCUAGAGUUGCGAGGAGAGAUAUUCAUAAAGGGUGUCAGUGAGAGGAAGGGGCGUGUCCGAACGUACUUCAUCAGCACCAAAAGGCGUCAGAUGGCAAGCAAUGGGAUUUCCAACAGAGAAAAAAAUGGACGCAAUGGGAGGACUACUCUGGCUUCUGUGGUCUUCAGCCUUGUGCAGGCCAUUCAGAGAGAGAAACGGAGAGGCACCAAUGGAGGUUUACCACUGCCAAACAGCAACUUUAGCAGUUUAAGAUUAUGAUGUGAAACAUCAAGCCUGAGUUCAUCGUGACCUGAUGGGCGUUCAGUUGAGACAACAACACUGCCUUCUUCAAAAUUAUACCUCAAAUUUAAUUACAAUGAUGUCUUUAUAGAAUCCUCAUAUGGACUUGUUUAUAGAGUACAAACUGAAUCCCCAUAUGGACUUGUCUAUAGAAUCCAAACAAAAGAGUUAUAUUUUUUCUUUUUACUUUUAUGUGUUUAACUUGAGACUUGUCUCCGAUAAUAAAACUAUAUCUAACUUGCCACACGUUCAGUAAGGAAACAUAGUUUACUGCGGUACAGCCAAUGUAAAUGUCCAGAUAAUUAUGUUAAAAAUGCAUUUACUUUUCACUUGUGCAGAACUGCACCUAAUCCAUGCCGAGACAGCAUAAAAAUACCUCGUAUGUACUGUAUAAACAAAUCGUAUAUAUGACUUUUUACAGUAUGUCCUGUGAUCAAUAACUAAAAUAACUUUUUGUACAUUUUACAAUUAUUAAUAUAGAUUAAGAAAAUGUAAAAUAUUUUUAAAACCUAAAAUAAUGUUUUUUUUUUUAUUGUAAAAACAUAUAUUUACAGUUGAAUCAGAAGUUUACAUACGCUGAAGUCAUUAAAACUUGUUUUUUAACCACUCCACAUAUUUAAUAUUAGCAAACUACAGUUUUGGCAAGUCGUUUAGGACAUCUACUUUGUGCAUGACACGAGUAAUUUUUCCAACAAUUGUUUACAGACAGAUUGUUUCACUUUUAAUUGACUAUAUCACAAUUCCAGUGGGUCAGAAGUUUACAUACACUUUAAGUUUAAGUUAACUGUGCCUUUAAGUAGCUUGGAAAAUUCCAGAAAAUGAUGUCAAGCCUUUAGACAGUUAGCCAGUUAGCUUCUGAUAGGAGGUGUACUGAAUUGGAGGUUGAUGUAUUUUAAGGCCUACCUUCAAACCCAGUGCCUCUUUGCUUGACAUCAUGGGAAAAUCAAAAGAAAUCAGCCUGGACCUCCACAAGUCUGGUUCAUCCUUGGCAGCAAUUUCCAAAUGCCUGAAGGUACCACUUUCAUCUGAACAAACAAUAGUACGAAAGUAUAAACACCAUGGGAUCACGCUGCCAUCAUACCGCUCAGGUAGGAGACGCAUUCUGUCUCCUAGAGAUGAACGUAGUUUGGUGCGAAAAGUGCAAAUCAAUCCCAGAACAACAGCAAAAGAUCUUGUGAAGAUGCUGGAGGAAACAGGUAGACAAGUAUCUAUAUCCACAGUAAAAUGAGUCCUAUAUCGACAUAACAUGAAAGGUUGCUCAGCAAGGAAGAAGCCACUGCUCCAAAACUGCCAUAAAAAAGCCAGAUUACAGUUUGCAAAGUGCACAUGGGGACAAUGAUCUUUCCUCUAGUCUGAUGAAACAAAAAUUGAACUUUUUGGCCAUAAGGACCAUCGUUACGUUUGGAGGAAAAAGGGUGAGGCUUGCAAGCCCAAGAACACCAUCCCAAUCAUGAAGCAUGGGGGUGGCAGCAUCCUGUUGUGGGGGUGCUUUGCUGCAGGAGGGACUGAUGCACUUCACAAAAUAGAUGGCACCAUGAGGAAGGAAAAUGAUGUGGCUAUAUUGAAGCAACGUCUCAAGACAUCAGCCAUGAAGUUAAAGCUCAGUCGCAAAUGGGUCUUCCAAAUGGACAAUGACACCAAGCAUACCUCCAAAGUUGUGGCAAAAUGGCUUAAGGACAACAAAGUCAAGGUAUUGGAAUGGCCAUCACAAAGCCCUGACCUCAAUCCGAUAGAAAAUUUGUGGGCAGAACUGAAAAGCAUGUGCGAGCAAGGAGGUCUACAACCUGACUCAGUUACAGCAGUUCUGUCUGGAGGAAUGGGCCAAUAUUCCAGCAACUUACUGUGAGAAGCUUGUGGAAGGCUACCCAAAACAUUUGACCCAAGUUAAACAAUUUAAAGGCAAUGCUACCAAAUACUAACAAAGUGUAUGUAAACUUCUGACCCACUGGGAAUGUGAUGAAAGAAAUAAAAGCUGAAAUAAAUAAUUCUCUCUACUACUAUUCUGACAUUUCACAUUCUUAAAAUAAAGUAGUGAUCCUAACUGACCUAAGACAGGGAAAGUUUUUUACUAUUAAAUGUCAGGACUUGUGAAAAACUGAGUUUAAAUGUAUUUGGCUAAAGUGUAUGUAAACUUCUGACUUCAACUGUAUAUAUUAUUAUUAUUAUAUAUUUGUGGAAACUUUUAUGCAUUUAGGGCAGCGGUUUGUUUCUGAUUUUCAUUGUGAUGGUAAUAUCAUUUAAAUGCCAUUUAAAUGUAAAUAUUCAUGUUUAACAGCCAUUUCAUGUUGCCUUGGGAUAGAACUUCAGCUGGUGAUGUGUGCUAAAGAACAUAUUUACAUAAAACUACCUUUAUUUACCAAGUAAUACUUUCAUAUCAUUAAUGUUUAAUGGUCAAACUAACUUACUGAAAAUGGAAACAUAAUAUUUACACUCUCAACACAGAGCAUGUUAUCUGAUAUUUGUCUAAUAUUCUGAAUUGUUUAAUCUUCUUUUACUAACAACAACCAAAAAAAAAAAGAACAAAAAAAAAUCUGUUCAUGGUACAUGUUCCUGGUAACCAUUCAAUACCGUGGUAUAUGGUAAAUGAAUAUGGAAAUCAUUAAAUACCAUGGUAUGUAAUACAAUACCAUUGUGUUCCUCCUAUCUGAUAACCAUGACUGUACCAUAAAACUGCAACAGUAUUUUUGUAAGUGUUAUAAUACUGCACAUCCAAUUAUUUGUUUGUAUAAUAGACACAUUUGCAUAAGCUAUAAAAAUAAAUGUAUUUAUCUCCUUGCAAUACUAUAUGUUGUUCAUAAGACUAAAAUAACUGAUCCAUGUAGUAGUCAGUAGUAGUAAGUAGCCCACUCACAUAGAAGUUGUCAAGUGGACCAUUCCUUACAAAAAUGUACCACAACUAUAGUUUACACCAAAAUACCAUAGUUACUACACUUAAAGGGGUCAUGCAAUGCCUUUUUUAAUAUGUUCCUUGAGGUUCACUUAUAAUAUUAGUAAAGUUAUUUUGCGUGCACACACACACACAAAAACAAUCAUAUACAGGUGCAUCUCAAUAAAUUAGA
Molecule: messenger RNA, 12913 nt
Organism: Myxocyprinus asiaticus (Chinese sucker)
Lineage: Eukaryota; Metazoa; Chordata; Actinopteri; Cypriniformes; Catostomidae
Product: adenylate cyclase type 8-like
Exons: 20
Coding region: 6249-9833 (1194 amino acids)
Biological process (GO): intracellular signal transduction; cAMP biosynthetic process; adenylate cyclase-activating G protein-coupled receptor signaling pathway
Cellular component (GO): plasma membrane
Molecular function (GO): adenylate cyclase activity
Source: RefSeq, a predicted model, not a curated record